AUGUCAUCGUCCGGGCGCAGAUUGGCGAAAGGCGAGCUCGUGCUUGUCACGGGGGCCAACGGUUAUAUUGCAUCACAUAUCGUCGAUAUCCUUUUGGCGGAGGGCUAUAAAGUUCGUGGCACUGUUCGUGCGGUGAAACCCUGGCUAACCGACCACUUCAACAACAAAUAUGGUCCAGGCAAAUUUGAAAAUGUUAUAGUACAAAGUAUGGAAAUGGAAUCGUCCUUCCAUGAGGCCGUCCAGGGAGUAUCAGGCGUGGUGCACACGGCUUCCGAUCUCUCUGUCAACCCGGAUCCGAUGCUUGUCAUCCCAAAGGUAGUGGCUGGAUGCCUGAACUUGAUGAAGGCAGCCGCUACUCAGCGCUCGAUCAAGAGCGUCGUCCUGACAUCUUCCUGUGCCGCUUCUUAUGUAAUUGGUUCUAGCAACAAGUCCGUCAUUGAUGAAGGGACCUGGAACGACACUGCGGUCCAAGCGGCAUGGAGCGACGAUACACCACUAGAGGCCAGAGGAUUUCAGGUCUAUACCGCCUCCAAGGUAGAAGGGGAGAGAGAAGCUUGGAAAUGGUAUGAGAAGAACAACCCAGGAUAUGCGUUCAAUACCGUUCUUCCUCCAUUCAAUGUUGGACCGAUCCUAUGCCCCGAAAUUGGCGGAAGUACGAUGGGAUUCACGCGCCAGCUGCUGAAAGGAGACGAUUUUGUGACCAAACUAUUACCUCCCCAAUGGCACAUCAACGUUCGAGACGAUGCGCGUGUCCAUAUCGCCGCUCUUCUAGAUCCCGCUGUCCAAUCUCAACGGCUGUUUCCAUUUGCAGCCCCAUUCAACUGGACCGACAUGAUCGCACUGCUCCGAAAGCUGCGACCGAACAACGACCGGAUUCCUCCACCACCAAUAAAUGAGGGUCGAGACAUGAUGGAGAUCAAGCUACGUGGCAGGUCGGAAGACCUGUUAAAAUCAUUCUUCGGAGUAUCUGGCUACGUUGGCUUGGAGGAAAGUGUAGCUUCUGGCCUCGAAGAUUGCGAGUGA
Exophiala aquamarina CBS 119918 is the source of this 1023-nucleotide messenger RNA. RefSeq lists its product as uncharacterized. The coding region runs from base 1 to 1023 and encodes 340 amino acids. The record is from RefSeq and is a predicted model, not a curated record. Gene Ontology annotation, molecular function: oxidoreductase activity, acting on the CH-OH group of donors, NAD or NADP as acceptor. Lineage: Eukaryota; Fungi; Ascomycota; Eurotiomycetes; Chaetothyriales; Herpotrichiellaceae. The transcript has 5 exons.